Messenger RNA from Castor canadensis (American beaver), 1531 nucleotides. RefSeq names its product MOB kinase activator 1A (gene Mob1a). The record is from RefSeq and is a predicted model, not a curated record. NCBI's taxonomy places the organism in Eukaryota, Metazoa, Chordata, Mammalia, Rodentia, Castoridae.
GGUUUGUGAAGUGGGGGAGGCGGGCGAAGCGGACGCUGCGGUUUGCACCGGCUUUCGGCGCCUCGAACCCCGACUCAGCGCCACGGCCGCCCUGCUCCUGCUGUCCGCGAGCUUGAGGACCGUCCGACGCCUCCUGGUUCCCGUGCGGGUUCCGAAUCCUGACCCCGGUGGGGGCCAGCGGCCCCUCCCCUGCCCUCCGAGGACCGAAGAUGAGCUUCCUCUUCAGCAGCCGGUCUUCUAAAACAUUCAAGCCAAAGAAGAAUAUCCCUGAAGGGUCUCAUCAGUAUGAACUCUUAAAACAUGCAGAAGCAACUCUAGGAAGUGGGAAUCUGAGACAAGCUGUUAUGCUGCCAGAGGGAGAGGACCUCAAUGAAUGGAUUGCUGUUAACACUGUGGAUUUCUUCAACCAAAUCAACAUGUUAUAUGGAACUAUUACAGAAUUCUGCACUGAAGCAAGCUGUCCAGUCAUGUCUGCAGGUCCCAGAUAUGAAUAUCAUUGGGCAGAUGGUACCAAUAUUAAAAAGCCAAUCAAAUGUUCUGCACCAAAAUACAUUGACUAUUUGAUGACUUGGGUUCAGGAUCAGCUUGAUGAUGAAACACUUUUUCCUUCUAAGAUUGGUGUCCCAUUUCCCAAAAACUUUAUGUCUGUGGCAAAAACCAUUCUAAAGCGUCUCUUCAGGGUUUAUGCCCAUAUUUAUCACCAGCACUUUGAUUCUGUGAUGCAGCUGCAAGAGGAAGCCCACCUCAAUACCUCCUUUAAGCACUUUAUUUUCUUUGUUCAGGAGUUUAAUCUGAUCGAUAGGCGUGAGUUGGCACCUCUUCAGGAAUUAAUUGAGAAGCUUGGAUCAAAAGACAGAUAAAUGUUUCUCCUAGAACACAGUUACCCUCUUGGUUCUUCUAUUGCUAGUGCUAUCUCAUUGCUAUCUUGUAUAAGCUAGUGCUAAAACAAACAAACAAAAAAAUAAGAUAAAAAAACACCCAUUGUCUGUAUCUUCAGAUAAAAUUGUCCCAAAGGUAGGUUGACCUAAUAGCUUCAGAGUGAAACCCUAAGGACACAGCCAAGUCAGAGGUAUUAUGUGACCACUCCUGUUUUGUCAGAGUCAUUCUUGACUGUAACAUGAUGACUAACCUGUAGCUUGUUUCCUUACUGUUUUACUCAAGAAAGCGAUUGAGUAUGUUUCUGGUGAUAGCAUAACGGACAUUAAGAAUUUUCAGCAAUAAUUUAUUAACAGGUUUCUAGAACAGAUUUCCUAAUAACACAGUCAUAUAGGUUUUAUUCUGCUUUUAUCUUAUGAAUAGAAAUUUUUUUUAAAGUUUCCUUAACAAUAGAACAUCUGUGUCACUUUAGAUAGCCUUUUAGUUUGAAGUUUGUAUGCUAGUGUUUUAUAGAUAAGAAUAUAUCGUUUUUCGCCAGGCAUGGUGGUACACACCUGUAAUCCCAGCACUUGGGAGGCUGAGGCAGGAUCACAAGUUCAAGACCAGGCUGGGCAGCUUAGUGAAACCCUGUCUCAAAAAAAAAUUUUUUUUUUUU